Pangasianodon hypophthalmus (striped catfish) is the source of this 3254-nucleotide messenger RNA. RefSeq names its product ALG3 alpha-1,3- mannosyltransferase (gene alg3). The record is from RefSeq and is a predicted model, not a curated record. The coding region runs from base 72 to 1376 and encodes 434 amino acids. NCBI's taxonomy places the organism in Eukaryota, Metazoa, Chordata, Actinopteri, Siluriformes, Pangasiidae. Gene Ontology annotation, cellular component: endoplasmic reticulum. The transcript has 10 exons. Gene Ontology annotation, molecular function: dol-P-Man:Man(5)GlcNAc(2)-PP-Dol alpha-1,3-mannosyltransferase activity.
AACGUCAGGCAGCAGGGACGUGUAUUUCCUGCAGUUGCUGCUGUCGUGUCUCUGCUGUCAUACAGCCAAACAUGGCAGGAGGCAAAAAGAGAAGCGCUCGCCCGUCCACCUUUCACACCACAGUUAACUCCCUGUGGCAGGACAAACACCUGGUGCUGUUCAAAGCGGAAUACACUCUCCAGGUGGCGGCGGUUCUCUGGUUUCUGGAAAUCGGCAUCAACGUGUGGGUCAUUCAGAAAGUGGCAUAUACAGAGAUUGACUGGAAAGCCUACAUGGAUGAGGUCGAAGGUGUCAUUAAUGGUACCUACGACUAUACCCAGUUAAAGGGAGACACGGGGCCUCUAGUGUACCCAGCAGGAUUUGUGUACAUUUUCACGGCACUUUACUAUAUUACAGACCAGGGGCUGAAUAUUAGACUGGCACAGUAUUUGUUUGCUAGUUUCUAUCUUAUCACCCUCUUGUUGGUCUUCCGCAUCUACAACCGUACAAAGAAGGUCCCACCAUAUGUUUUCUUCUUUGUGUGCUGUGCGUCAUAUCGGAUCCACUCCAUCUUCGUGUUGCGACUCUUUAAUGACCCUGUGGCCAUGAUGCUGCUGUUUGGAGCAGUCAACCUCAUUCUGGAUGCACACUGGACCCUGGGCUGUGCUGUCUACAGUCUGGCCGUGUCAGUGAAGAUGAACGUGAUGCUCUUCGCUCCAGGACUCCUCUUCAUCCUCCUGUCAGAGUUUGGACUGAUGAAGACCCUUCCCAAGCUCACACUCUGUGCCAUCAUCCAGCUUGUGUUAGGUUUGCCUUUCCUCUUGGUGAAUCCUGUAGGCUACAUGAGCCGGGCGUUUGAUCUGGGCCGUCAGUUUCUGUUUAAGUGGACAGUGAACUGGCGCUUCUUGCCAGAAUACAUUUUCCUCAGCAGGUACUUCCACCUGGCACUGUUAUUCGCUCACCUGACCACACUUGCCUGUUUUGCUUUGAGGAGGUGGAAGAGGUCAGGGAGCAGUGUUUGGGCUCUUUUGAAAGAUCCGUCAGAGAGGAAGCCAAUGACACAGAAGCUCAGUGCUGAUCAGAUCGUUCUCAUUUUGUUCUCUUCCAACUUCAUCGGCAUGUGCUUCUGCCGCUCGCUGCACUACCAGUUCUACGUUUGGUAUUUCCACACUCUGCCCUACCUGCUGUGGAGCGGUGGGGUGAAGAAACUGGCUCACCUGCUCAGGGUGUUGAUACUGGGUCUGAUAGAGCUGGCGUGGAACACGUAUCCCUCUACCACCUACAGCUCCUUGUCCCUGCACGUCUGCCAUCUCAUCAUCUUGCUAUGUCUGUGGUUCAACCCGACCCCUUCUCCACCAGAUACGGGCUCAGAGUCCCACAAGACCAAGCGCCAAUGAGUGCUGCUUCACUGGCAGCUGUGUUUCUGUGUUCCUGGUACAUACACACCUCUCUUCUGGGUGAAAGAGGGAGAAUGUGCAGGAAAAAAAAGGAGGAAAUAACUCAAAUUUUCAAGAUUCUUAAAGAUCUAUUUUUUUGAGAUGGAAUAUGUGAAUGUCAUGUGGAUCAGCAUGUAAAGUGACUUUCUACAUGUAGCCCAUUACAUGCAACUUGAAAAGACGCAUGGUGUCGCUUAGUGAUUUUGGGACAUUGAAACAUUGAAAUGAAGUAUAUAAAUAUCACCUAUAGCAGUGGUUUUCAACGUUUUUUUUCUAGAGAUCCUGAAAAGUUUAAUUUUCGUCCAAAUUGAGCGCACCUGGUUCAGCUAAUCAGUACUUGGGAUUUUGUCUGGCUAUUGUCUGGCAUACAUUUUGACAUAUUGUUUAGUACGAUUUUUUUUUGGACACUGUAAUCUUUGCAUUCCCUUAUGUUCACAUGUAGUUUUACACCAAAUGUGACAAUAUAACUGUGACAAAACCAUUGUUAAUUGAAAUACAUAACUACAAACACUUUUUUUUCACUUAAGUCAUGAAACAUUUGUAUGAAAAACAUACAUACUAUCUUCAGAAGACAUUAGUUAGCUGGAUCAGGUUUGUUUGAUUUGCGUCAGAACUGUUGAACAGUGCAAGAAGGUGAUCUCAGGGAGUUUGGUGGGUUUGAUGCACAACCUGUUUAACCAUAUGUUUGGUGUUUCUUACUGAUAAGGUGGAGAGUUCAGUGGGCUUAAAAAAACUUAAUGGAAUGUAUAAUAAAUGGGUGUAAAGGGGAGAAGACCUUUUGGACAUUGUGCUCAGCAAUAACUCCACCAUAGACCAGCAUGCAGUUUACAGUUGAAAUCUAGUCACAAAAAUUAGACACAGAACAACAAAGCAGCAAUUAACUCUUGGUAUUAACUUUUUCCUGAAGUCAGAAUCAGAGGGCCAUGUUCCAGACUGAAAAGAAACGGGCUGACCUUUUGCAACAGGAACAUCAGUGUAAAGUUCUGUUACGUUAUGUUGUGGAAUAGCAAAACCUUUUGACAUUUUGUAUUACAUUGCCACUGCAUAUUUGGCAAAUUUCUUAUUUUCAAUAUUAAGUUGAUACACUGAGUUUCAAGUUUAUUAGUUUUGAUUUGUUGGACGUUUUAUCAGGUCCCCCAUCACAGGCACUUUCCACGUCUACAAUUACAGACUGUAAAAAUGAUCACCACCCAAGUAUCUGGUCAGUGGUGAUUUUAUAUUUUUCCACUGACUGACAGAGUAGAAUGGGGCUUGUAAACUGUUCCUUAAAGUGCACCUACAUAGUCAGUGUGUACUGGCAGUGUGUACUGUAGAUUUAUAUGCAAGUUGUAUUAACUGAAAGCUUUUAAAAAAAAAUCUGAUUGUAGACAAAUCUGAUUUAAAUGGUUGCUUUGUGUCUUAUUGGCAGGUACUUUACUCUUAACAACAUUUUCUUCAAAUGUGACUAUAAGCUUUGGCCAAAUAACUAAUUCAGGAAUAUAGUACAGGGCACAAAAACAGCAUAAAACUAUUUCCAGUGGCUUUUUUUUUUUGGCAACUGUCUUUUUCUGUCUGUUCCUAGUAUUUGUUUUUAUUUCUUUAUUUUUUUUUUCUUUACUUCUUUUAUAGUUUGAGGAAGGUGUGUGAAGUUAUUUUUGCAUGACUAUAAACAGAUUUUGUCAUGUUUAGUUACUGUUUUUGUGUGAUCUCUUAAAUACAUAAGGCAGCUGCACACAGACUUAAUCUGGUGUAUCUUCUAAAUGUGUCAGGGCUAUAAAGCAUCAGGCAUAGGAUUGUGAACUGGAAGCAACACAAUGGCAUAACACCAUCUUGUUUUUAAAAAUAAAGUUUAUUGCAAGA